Molecule: messenger RNA, 1330 nt
Organism: Phytophthora sojae
Lineage: Eukaryota; Oomycota; Peronosporomycetes; Peronosporales; Peronosporaceae
Exons: 2
Coding region: 1-1281 (426 amino acids)
Biological process (GO): ubiquitin-dependent protein catabolic process; protein polyubiquitination
Molecular function (GO): ubiquitin protein ligase activity
Source: RefSeq, a predicted model, not a curated record
AUGGGUUGCAGGAUUAUUGCUGAGCUCGAUAGUAACCAGCUGAUUGAGGAGGUUUUGCUCGACACACCUCGAGCAAACAAGCUGAUCCAGUCCAUGCCCUAUCUGGUACCAUUUCCCGACCGCGUUAAACUGUUCCAGCGACUUAUCAAGGCGGACAAGGAGAUCCACCAAAGCGAAAGCUGCUCGGUGUAUCGCAUCCGUAUUCACAGAGGUGCCAUUUUGGAAGACGGUCUGAGGAAGCUCAACUCGAUUCGGACAAGUCUGAAGAAGCGUAUCAACGUGGUUUUCGUUAACGCCACUGGUCGCGAAGAAGUUGGCAUCGACGCUGGCGGACUCUUCAAAGAGUUCUGGCUGGACCUGUCGACCCUCGCGUUUGAUCUGCAGUACGGACUGUUCCUCACGACCCAUGAUCAACUGUUGUAUCCCAACCCCAACUCAGCUUCAGGUCAUUUUUCGCGCGAGAGCGACCACCUUACGAUGUUUCAGUUCGUCGGUCGGAUCUUGGGAAAGGCGCUCUACGAAGGCAUUGUGGUACAGCCGAAGUUCGCCCACUUCUUCCUCUCCAAGUUGCUGCACUCGUUCAAUCAGCUGAAUGAGCUGCCGUCACUGGACCCCGAGAUCUACAAGAAUCUGAUGUUCCUGAAGUCGUACGAAGGUGGCGUGGAGGAUCUCGGCUUGACCCACACGGUCGUCCAAGACGUGUUCGGCGAGCAAAAGGAGGUCGAGAUCAUCCCAGGAGGAGGCAACGUGCCCGUCACGAACCGGAACAAGACUCGCUACAUCCACCUGGUCGCCAACUACUACCUCAACACACAGAUCAGGGAGCAGUGCGCAGCCUUCCGCCUGGGUCUGUCGGACCUCAUCGACCCGCGAUGGCUCCAAAUGUUCAACGAGCCCGAGUUGCAAGUGCUGAUCUCGGGCAAGAGCGGCAAAAUCGACGUGGACGACCUCAAGGCCAACGCGCGAUACGCUGGCGGCUACUACGCGCUGGACAAGCGCGUUGCAUGGCUGUGGCAGGCGCUGGCGAGCUUCACGCCGUCCGAGCAGGCGGCGUUCCUGCGCUUCACCACGAGCUGCCAACGCGCGCCGUCGCUGGGUUUCGCCUCGCUCACGCCCCAGUUCUGCGUGCAGAAGAUCCCGAUCCGCAGCGACGACGAGCUGCUGCCCAGCUCCUCCACGUGCUUCAACACGCUCAAGCUGCCCACGUACUCGUCCUACAAGGUGCUGCGAGCAAAGCUGCUGACGUCCAUUUCGUCCGGCGCCGGCUUCGAGAUUACCUAAACCAAGGUAGGCAAUGUCACUUCAAUGUAGCCAUGAUGUUUUUAGCUGC